Molecule: messenger RNA, 1834 nt
Organism: Brachypodium distachyon (stiff brome)
Lineage: Eukaryota; Viridiplantae; Streptophyta; Magnoliopsida; Poales; Poaceae
Product: carboxyl-terminal-processing peptidase 1, chloroplastic
Exons: 13
Coding region: 83-1453 (456 amino acids)
Biological process (GO): proteolysis
Molecular function (GO): protein binding; endopeptidase activity; serine-type peptidase activity
Source: RefSeq, a predicted model, not a curated record
AACGGCCAACCCACAUAUCCCACAUCCGCUCUUUCCUCCUAGCACGAAGCAGCGGAGGUGGAGCCAGCAGCCCAGCACCAUCAUGCUACCGCUCUCCUACGCGCCACCGCACGGGCGACCGAACCGCAGCCCUAGCCACAAGCCCAAGCCCCAGCAGUUCGCUCUCCCCUUCCCCGACGCCCUCCGCGCGGCGGCAGCGGCGGCCGCCAUCUCCCUCUCCCUCCUCGCCGGCAACAACGCGGGGGCAGCGGCGGCGGCGCUGGAGCAGCCCGCGGAGAUAUGCCGCGGCGGGGACGGCGGGGGGAAGGCAGAGGUGAAGGCCGAGGCGGUGACCAACGAGCAGCUCGUGGAAGAGGCGUGGGAGGUGGUCAACGAGGGCUUCCUCCCCGACGCUGGCAGCCGCCCGUGGUCACCGGAGCUGUGGCUGCAACGGAAGCAAGAUAUUCUCCAAGGCUCAAUCAAAUCCCGCUCUAGAGCCCAUGACAUCAUUACGAAAAUGCUAGCUAGCCUGGGUGAUCCGUAUACAAGGUUCCUGCCGCCUUCGGACUUCUCAAAGAUGUCAAAAUAUGACAUGACGGGGAUUGGAUUGAACUUAAGAGAGAUUUCUGAUGACAAUGGUUCUUUAAAGUUGAUUGUAUUAGGCCUAAUUCUGGAUGGUCCUGCUCACUCUGCCGGCGUUAGGCAGGGUGAUGAGCUUUUGUCUGUCAAUGAUAUUGAUGUAAAAGGUAAAUCCGCAUUUGAUGUGUCAUCCAUGCUGCAAGGCCCAAAGGAAACUUUUGUUACAAUUAAGGUUAAGCACAGUAACUGCGGCCCUGUUGAGUCAAUGAAGGUGCAGAGGCAAAUGGCUGCACGCACUCCAAUUUUCUAUCGUCUUGAAAAAAGAGAAAACGAGGAUUCUCCUGUUGGAUAUAUUCACAUUAAAGAGUUCAAUGCAGUGGCCAAAAAAGAUUUGGUCAGUGCAUUAAAACGUCUACAGAAUUCAGGUGCCUCCUAUUUUGUUUUGGAUCUGAGGGACAAUCUUGGUGGACUAGUGCAAGCUGGGAUAGAGAUCGCAAAGCUCUUCUUGAACAAAGGAGACACGAUCAUUUAUACUACUGGCAGGGAUCGUCAAGUCCAAAAUACAAUUGUUGCUGACGGUGAACCUUUGGUUACCACUCCUCUGAUGGUACUAGUGAAUAGCAGAACAGCGAGUGCCAGUGAAAUUGUUGCUUCAGCACUUCAUGACAAUUGCAAAGCUGUUCUUGUUGGUGAAAGAACUUAUGGCAAGGGAUUAAUCCAAUCUGUAUUUGAACUUUAUGAUGGGUCCGGUAUUGUUGUCACGGUUGGCAAAUAUGUGACACCAAAUCACCAAGACAUCAAUGGAGAUGGAAUAGAACCAGAUUACCACCGUCUUCCUGGUCUAAAUGAAGCCAGAGAUUACCUCUUGCGUUGCGAAGGCAAGAAACUAAGCUAAGUGAAGUACUGUGUUCUGAAGCUUUUCACGCAGGUGGAUGAACCGACACUGUUUAGAAGUACGAUAUAGAGCAUUAUGCUUGAGGGAUUGUACAAUGAUGAUCUCUCGGUGGCGCGCUGAUAUCACACGCUCUGUAUCGACGCGUCAAUGCAAGCUUCUGCAGAUUGAGCAUGCCCUUGAAUUCACUGGUGCUGCAGCUCGGAAGAGAACUAGAGAACGCUUGGAAUGCAUAAGUGGCAUGUCAAUCAUGAUUGCACUGGCAUGUGCUGGAUUAUAUCCAGCAACCAGUCUGUAAAUAACUUGCAAUCUGUGUACCAUGGAUGGCGUUCGUUAUUAAAAAAGAGCAACUCGGAUUAAAGCAUUUUGCUAAGAUCCCAUCUA